AUAAAUAGGAAGUAGUAACCCGGAAGUUUAAGGAUUAAUUUUAAUUUUUAAUGACACCUGUGAUUAAUUUUGUACGGUCAAUCAUCUAUUGCCAGUUCUGUGAAACAUUUGUUUUAAAGUGAUCAAUUUAUACCUCAAUAACUGUAAUCGUAACUGAAACUCUUAUUGACCUUCCUAAAAAGUCUUUCGUCGGUUUGUUGGUAUUUUCGAAAUUUUUUCGAAAAUUAAGCUAUGAAUUGUCUAGUGAGAUCCCCAGCUAAUUUAAGCAAUUAUAUAAAAGUAUCCAAACAAGUAAUUGGAUCCGUUAGUGGAGAAGUAGCUGCUCCUUUCAAAGUUCCUGAGGAAAGUGUGAAAGUCCCAAGUCAACCUCUGAAACUCACGUCCAGAAGUUUAGCUGCAAGUGCACAAGGGGGACAACUUUUUGCACAAGCUGCUGGAUUUGGUGUGCUCGGACAAGUUCGAUUGGCUCACACAGACAUACAGGUUCCAAACUUUGAUUAUUACCGGAAGGAUGAGCUGAAAGACCCUACUUCAUCUUCACGAGAUUCUGAAGAUGCUCGAAAACUUCAAUCAUAUGUUGCAUUGACAGUUGCUGGCGUUGGUGGUGCAUAUGCUGCUAAGAACGUUGUCACUCAAUUUAUUUCUUCAAUGGCAGCCAGUGCUGACGUUCUGGCUCUGGCUAAAGUGGAAGUCAGCCUUUCCGAGAUAGAAGAAGGGAAGAGCAUGACAUUCAAGUGGAGAGGAAAACCCCUCUUUGUGAGGCAUCGUACUCAGGAGGAAAUUAAGAAGGAAAGUGCUGUAGAUAUCACGCAGCUGAGAGACCCACAAGCUGAUAUAGAUAGGGUGCAAAAACCAGAAUGGCUCGUCCUGAUUGGAGUCUGUACUCACUUAGGCUGUGUACCCAUCCCUAAUGUAGGGGACUACAAAGGCUACUUUUGCCCAUGCCACGGUUCCCACUACGAUGCAUCCGGAAGAAUUAGAAAAGGGCCAGCUCCCCUAAAUUUAGAAGUACCCCCAUAUGAAUUCACCACUGACUCCACUCUCAUGGUUGGUUGAGUGAAGAAAAAGAAAGAAAAGACAAUUGAAAACAGAUGUAAAAAAUAAUUUAUUUAUCAGCAGCAAAAUAAAUGAUUUAACAAUGUAUAAAGCAUGAAAAGCAACAACUGUAAGUUAGGCAAUCUUGCAUAGAAAUAUGAAUUUUACAAUUAAUUAAAAUUUACAUUAAAGUGAAA
Molecule: messenger RNA, 1232 nt
Organism: Parasteatoda tepidariorum (common house spider)
Lineage: Eukaryota; Metazoa; Arthropoda; Arachnida; Araneae; Theridiidae
Gene: RFeSP
Product: Rieske iron-sulfur protein
Cellular component (GO): membrane
Molecular function (GO): 2 iron, 2 sulfur cluster binding; quinol-cytochrome-c reductase activity
Source: RefSeq, a predicted model, not a curated record